AUGCGAUUCAACGCAAAAGUAGUGGUGGCAUUUGCCACAAUCAUCGGUGCAGAAUGGGUUCGAGCAGCUCCGCGUGUGACAAGAUGCACAGAAAAAUGUGAUGGUCAUCAGACCACUGGUCAAGUGACUGGUAUUAAACAUCAUCAACGUCAAAAUGAAUUUAAAGGCGGAAAUAUUGUGGGUGCAGAAGUUAACCAAUCAGAGAACCAAUUUGGCAGAAGUGAAAAUGGUAAUGAAAUAACAGGAGUAGAUUUAGUGAAAAGUGAGAAUAUUUUUGAGGGUGGCAAGAAAGGUGAAAAGAUAGAAGGAGCUGUGAUCAAUCAAAAAGGUAAUAUCUUUGGUGGUGAGUCGACAGAAUGUAAAGCAUCUCGUUGUAAGACUAAGAACCUCGUCGGUGAUAAUAACACAUCAGAGGAAGAAGAUCAUGUUAACGGAGAUUCAACCAAUGUCUCGUCGGGAGGUUCAGCGCCUUCUAACAAAAAUAACGCGGCUGGCGAUAAUGAAGGAAAUGAUGUUAACGGAGGUUCGACGAAUGUCUCGUCGGGAGAUUCAGCGCCUACUACUAACAAAGGCAAGGCUGGCAAUAAUAAAGAAAACUAUGUUAACGGAGCUACAACCAAUGUCUCGUCGGAAGAUUCAGCGCCUGGUAUUAACAACGACAAUGAUGGCGAUAAUAAAGAAAACGAUGUUAACGAAGAUUCAAACAAUGUCUCGAUGGGAGGUUCAGCGCCUGCUAUCAAAAAUAACGCGACUGGCGAUAAUAACGGAGAUCAUGUUAACGGAGGUUCGACCAGUGUCUCGUCGGGAAAUUCAGCGUCUACUACUAACAAUAACAAGGAUGACGAUAAAAAACAUCAUGAUAACGAAAGUUCAAUCAAUGUCUCGUCGGAAAAUUCAGCGCCUACUACUAACAAUGACAAGGUUUGCAAUAAUAACAAAGAUCAUGUUCACGAUGAUUCAACCAAUGUCCCGUCGAAGGGUUCAGCGCCUGCUACUAACAAAGACAAGGUUUGCAUCUAUGAAGAAGGUGAUGUUAACGAAGGUUCAACCAAUGUCCCAUCAGAGAGCUCAAAUACUGGUCGUAAUAAUGAAACCGACUCCGAUGAACCUAAAGUAGUAUCAUGUACAAGAGGUGAUGUCCAUGGAUGUUCAACAAACGUUCGACCGGAACCUCCUCACCUAGAAGUUUGUAAACAGGGUCCAAUGGGCUUGCCAUCUUGUCCUAAUAAUCAAUACCCUGUUUUUAAGUAUUAUCCCAAUGGAUAUCCAAUCUGUGUCUGUAUUAACAGUUAUAGACAGAAUACUCCACCAUCAUAUCCUCCCAUGAACGGUGGAGCUUUAUACCCAUAUCAAUUCCCUGGUUAUAUGCCUACAAUUUAUACUGGUUGUGGCCCGGGAAAUCUUCCAUCCAAUGUUUUCAAUAACGGUGUACCCAUUAACUUACCAGUUCAACCACUACCUGGUUCUCUCCCUGGAACAAACGGCCCUUACGGAUUUGGAAUUUCACAAUCGAAUGGCUUUAACAACGCCGCAUCCAUUAACUUUUCAGCUCAACCACUACCUGGUUCUUUUACUGGAUCAAAAAGCCCUAACGGACUUGGAAUUGCACAAUCAAAUGUCUUAACCGACAGCGUAUUCAUUGGCUCUUCACCUCUAUCACAAUCUCGUUCUUUUCCUGGAUCAUACAUCCCUUACGGAUCUAGAAUUUCACAAUCAAAUGACUUAAUCAACGGCCCACCCACUGACUUUUCAGUUCGACCACUAUCUGGUUCUUUUUUUGAAUUAAACAACCCUAACGGAUUUGGAAAUUCACAAUCAACGAUCCUCAACAACGAGGCAGGCAAUGUACAAAUAAUGCAACAAUCUGUUCCGCUUAGUUCAUACUACAGUCAAUAUAGUUCAGACAAAGCAUCCAACAGUGACAUUUCUCAAAGUGCUCCUCAAAAUUCAAUGUAUCGUACUGUAUCUGAUGAAAACAUUAAGAGCACCGGUGAACCUCAAGCGCGUCAAUCGGAACAAAGCGUUGAUAGAGCUAACUUUGAUGGCACAGCAUACUCUAUGCAAUUUCUACAAAUCGAUGAAAAUGGUGGAGUAGUGAAUGCAGCAGUGGUCAUUAAAAACAAUGAUAAGUAUGGAAAUCUUGCUAUCAUUGCAAACUCAUUUCCGCUUCCAGAACUAGGUCCACAAUAUAAACCAUUAGCUGAUAAUCAACUGCUUGAUAGUUAUUCUGAAACAAAUCAGAUGGAAAAGGAGUAG
Messenger RNA from Cotesia congregata, 2256 nucleotides. Lineage: Eukaryota; Metazoa; Arthropoda; Insecta; Hymenoptera; Braconidae. The record is from the annotation of a GenBank genome assembly.